CCGGGGGGGCCGCGACCCGCGCCGCGCAAACAUCCCGAGUGGCACUCGGCAGCGCCGCCCUUCGGGGCCCCUAUAAAUGGGGGUCCCUAUAAAUGGGGGUCCCUACAAGUGGGGGCCGCCGUCCCCACCCCACAGCGGUGCCGGCUGGCGGACGGGAUGGAGCGCAGCACCAAAGAGCCGCUGGUGGAGGAGCCCCCCCCGCGUUACAGCGAGGCCGCCCCCCGACCCCCCCCCGUGAAAACCGUCGUGGCGGCGGCGGUGCUGGCGGUGCUGGCGGUGCUGCUGGUGGUGACGUUCCUUUUGCUGGGGCUGCACCUCGCCCAGGCGCACGCGGAGACGGUGCUGCGGAUGACGAUUCCUCGGGAUGGGGAGGGCCCCCCCCAGCGCCUCUCCAUGAGCCCGCGGGAGCGCACGGCGACGUUCGCGGUGAAGGAGGGACUCAACGCGACCGCGGUGGUGGUGUUUGACUACGGCAAGCUGCUGGUCAGCUACAGGUCCUGGCAGCGCCGCGCGUGCUUCGUCACCCGCGUGGAUGGGGACGGCGUUCCGGGGCUGGAUGCCAUCAGUCAGCACUUCCAGCGCCGGGAGACGGUUGCAGCUCAGCCCAUCGCUGACCGCUCCAUUUUGGGCACCACCAUCAACAUCCUCUGCAGCACCGUCCCCAUAUUCUGGGCCUGAUGGGAAAAUCCCUGCAGCCCCACAUCCCCGCGGUGCCACCCCUGUCCCCAUCCCCACACGGGACACAGGCAGCGCUGGGGUUGAGAUGUGCAAAAUAAAGGCUGUGUCUGAGCGCCA
Molecule: messenger RNA, 795 nt
Organism: Phasianus colchicus (ring-necked pheasant)
Lineage: Eukaryota; Metazoa; Chordata; Aves; Galliformes; Phasianidae
Gene: SFTPC
Product: surfactant protein C
Biological process (GO): respiratory gaseous exchange by respiratory system
Cellular component (GO): extracellular region; alveolar lamellar body
Source: RefSeq, a predicted model, not a curated record